Molecule: messenger RNA, 735 nt
Organism: Chelonoidis abingdonii (Abingdon island giant tortoise)
Lineage: Eukaryota; Metazoa; Chordata; Testudines; Testudinidae
Product: killer cell lectin-like receptor subfamily B member 1B allele C
Biological process (GO): regulation of natural killer cell mediated cytotoxicity
Cellular component (GO): plasma membrane; cell surface
Molecular function (GO): signaling receptor activity
Source: RefSeq, a predicted model, not a curated record
AUGGCAGGAGAAAUAGUCUACGCUGACCUGCACCUAACCUCCGGCUUUCCCAGCUCCAGGACACCCCUUUCAGCUCAGUCCCUCAGUCCCCCGAAUCCCUGGUGGCAUCGGACAGCACUGUGGGUCGGAUGGAUUGGGAAUAUUGUCCUGGUGAUUGCUGUGAUAGCGCAGGGGAUUUGGAUUUCCCACUUGUUGUCUGAGAAGGGACAGACCCCGGCAGCCCCUGGGAGCAACGGAGCUGGGAGCAGAGACACCAGCACAGCAGAAUGUGGCACCCACCUGGAGCGUUUCCGAUCCCAGCUGACCCAAAGUCUGUGCUACCGAGCCCAGCCCGGCCCAGCAGGGGGCUCCGGGUGCAAACUCUGCCCCACGGACUGGCAGCUGCGUGGGGACAAGUGCUACUGGGUCUCCAGAGGAGGUGAAAUGUGGAGCGAGAGCCGUGCCAACUGCUCAGCGAGGGGCUCCCAGCUGCUGGUGAUCCGGGACUCUGAGGAGCUGGAGUUCCUAAAGCACCUGACACAAGGUUCACAUCUGUUCUGGGUCGGACUGUCCAUCUCCUCCCCGGAGAAGGCCUGGACCUGGCUGGAUGGCUCCCGGCUGGAUCAGACCCUGUUCCCGGUGUCAGGCCCGGCUGAGGGGGACAGCUGUGGGGCAGUGAAGGGGAAUCGGAUACAUUCUGACACUUGCGACUCUGCAUUUCAGUGGAUUUGCCAGAGAGACGCCAUUCCUCUCUGA